CGAUUAUCCGAUUAUACACUAUAGUCAAAUAUAAACACAGAAUCAUAACAAAUCAUUUAUUUAUAGCUGGCCGAGCGCUUAAAUACUUUUUCAAAGUUAGAAGGAUGGUUCUGUGUAGGUUUUUUCUCCAAGGUAGCUGCAGGUUUGGGACUAAAUGCAAUAAUGAACAUUUGGACAUCAAGCAACUUGUGAAAACCGAUUUAGAAGCUGCAAUUAAUGGAAAGCAAUGGCCAAUAUCUAGUUUUGGACCCUUCAAAGAUAAACCCUGUAUACCAAGCUUCAUAGAAGAUCAAUCCUUCGAAGAGAUUCGUUGGCUUUGUUAUGAAGCCAAGCAAAAGAACUGUGUGGAUCAAUAUGUCCAGCAUUUCUCCAAGGAAGUUAUGGAAGCAAAUAAUAAAAUGAAAACUAUGUUGCAAUUAUCUCCAGCUAUUAUUGAUAUUAUUUGCCGUCUUUACGAUGCACCUACUGAAGCUAGCCCUAAUACUGGAUUAACAAAAAGUAAUGUUAAUAACCCUUUCGGGCUUGGAGGUAAUGUUAUCAACGAUACCACGUCAAUAUUUAAUAAGCCGAGUAUGCCAUUAAGUGGAAAUAGUACUUUUGGUGGAACUUUUGGCAAUAAUACUACUACUACUGUCGGACAAGCGUCUACACAGGGUGGAAGCUUAUUUGGUGGAGGUGGUUUAGCCUUUAAUUCUCAAAACCAGCAGUCUUCUAUUUUUUCACAGCAGUUACAAAAACCUGCUUCUGUGUUUGGAGGUGGGGGCACACAAGGAAGUUUAUUUGGGCAAACACAGACAAAUACAGGAAUUAUUGGUGGGCUUUUCGGACAAACUCCACAACCGACUGGUAAUGUGUUUGCUCAAACAGCGCCACAACAGCAACAAUCUCAACUUGCUGCCAAUGUUGGAUUAUUUGCCCAACAUGCACAACAACCACAAUCAGGCUCACUAUUUGGACAACAAAAUCAAACUCAAACAGCAACUGGAGGGAAUUUGUUUAAUCAAACUAUUCAGCAGCAGCAACAACACAAUGGUGCAAAUGUAUUUGCGCAAGCAAUGCAAGCACAGCAAACGCAAUCAGCAUCCGGAUUCCCAAUGUAUCAGACCAAUAAGCCUCAAACAUCUUCUGUUUUUGGACAACAAAAUGUUUUUGCACAACAGAGCUCAGGAGGAAUGUUUGGCCAAUUAGCCGCAAAUACGCCUGGGAAUAAUUCUAAUAAUUUGUUUACGCAACCGGUCAAUACAACGGAUUCAAACGGAAUGUUUAAAAACCCACAAAACAUAUUCGCCCAAGCUAUACAACAACAACCUCCACCAAAUAUGUAUUCACAACCUAACCAAAGCUCAACAACAGCACAACCAACAUCAGGGUUUUUCCAACAAAAUAUUCAAUCGCAGCAAAAUACAAAUCAGCAUGCAGCCUUUGCACAGCCGAUGGGAGUAAAUAACUCUUCGUUGCCUCUCUUACAAUCGCCAGUGGUAAGCAGCUCUGUUUAUAGCAAAUUGGAGGAUCUUACAGCAGAAGACAUUGAAGCUUUCAAAGCCGACACAUUUACGCCGGGUCGAAUUCCAAAUGUUCCACCUCCUAGAGAGUUGAUUAAUUAAACUAUUCUGCAAAAGUAACGAUAACCCGGAGACGGAAUGCUACCAAAUAUAAAUAUGAAUCAAAAUUGUGUACGAAUACAAUGCUUAAACUCUACUCUAGAAAGCCUAACGACUACACGGAAAAAAUAUUGAAAUGGUUUUCACAUUUUGGUUAACGACUACAGUUGCUUUUGUUUCUUCUUUGUCUCUAUGUGACUGUUAUCUGAAUAUAUUAAUUAAAAAAUAAUAAUAAACAAAGUAAUUCAAUGAAUUAAA
Messenger RNA from Bactrocera oleae (olive fruit fly), 1859 nucleotides. RefSeq lists its product as uncharacterized. NCBI's taxonomy places the organism in Eukaryota, Metazoa, Arthropoda, Insecta, Diptera, Tephritidae. Gene Ontology annotation, molecular function: metal ion binding. The record is from RefSeq and is a predicted model, not a curated record.